This is a messenger RNA of Thamnophis sirtalis, 1439 nucleotides long. The record is from RefSeq and is a predicted model, not a curated record. NCBI's taxonomy places the organism in Eukaryota, Metazoa, Chordata, Lepidosauria, Squamata, Natricidae.
CUUCCCUCCGCCGUUGCCGCCGCUGCUGCCGCCGCCGCCGCGGGAGACGAGAGGGGGAGGCGGCCAUGGCGGCGGGCGGGCCGCGCGGGUGGGUGCUGGCGCUGCUGGUGGCGCAGGUCUCCGGAGAGUUCGGCGUGGCGCGCGUCUUCCCGGAGAAGGGCGGAGGCGGGAAGGACUACUGCAUCCUCUUCAACUCGCAGUGGGCCCACCUGCCGCACGACCUGGGCAAGGCGUCCCUGCUGGCGCUGCAGGAUCAGACGGUGUCGGUCUUGUGCGCGGCCUCCGAGGUGCCCGAGGGCGGCUUCGGCAACGCGGUGCCCAUGGUGAUGCGGGGCAACUGCACCUUCUACGAGAAGGUCCGCCUGGCGCAGGUGAACGGCGCCCGGGGGCUGCUGAUCGUCAGCAAGGAGAGGCUGGUGCCCCCCGCUGGUAACCGGAGUCAGUAUGAGGAAAUUGACAUCCCAGUGGCCCUGCUCAGCUAUGCAGAUAUGCUGGACAUAGGACAGAGCUUUGGUCCUUCGGCCAAGGUAGCCAUGUACGCCCCCGGCGAGCCCGUCCUGGACUAUAACAUGGUGAUCAUCUUUGUCAUGGCGGUGGGCACGGUGGCCGUGGGUGGAUACUGGGCCGGGAGCAGAGAUGUGAAAAAACGCUACAUGAAACACAAGCGGGACGACGGGGCUGAGAAGCAAGAAGACGAGACGGUGGACGUCACUCCGGUCAUGAUCGGCGUCUUUGUGCUCAUGUGUUGCUCCAUGCUGAUCCUCCUGUAUUACUUCUAUGACCAACUAGUCUACGCCAUCAUUGGGAUCUUCUGCCUGGCCGCUUCCAUCGGCCUCUACAGCUGCCUUUCCCCCUUCGUCCGGAGGUUCCCCCUCGGGAAGUGCCGCGUUCCCAGUAACAACUGGCCUUAUUUCCACAAACGGCCCCAAGUCCGGAUGCUGCUCCUUGCUGCCUUCUGCGUUGCUGUCAGCCUGGUCUGGGGUCUCUUCCGGAAUGAAGACCAGUGGGCCUGGAUCCUCCAAGACGCUCUGGGCAUCGCCUUCUGCCUCUACAUGCUGAAGACCAUCCGACUGCCAACGUUCAAGGGCUGCACUUUGCUCCUCCUGGUCCUCUUCGUGUACGACGUCUUCUUCGUCUUCAUCACUCCGUACCUGACCAAGACAGGGGAGAGCAUCAUGGUGCAAGUGGCUGCUGGACCCACGGACUCCUCCACUCGUGAAAAGCUCCCCAUGGUGCUGAAGGUUCCCCGGCUCAACUUCUCCCCACUGGCCCUCUGCGACAGGCCCUUCUCCCUCCUGGGGUUUGGGGACAUCUUGGUGCCAGGUCUGCUUGUCGCCUAUUGCCACAGGUUUGACAUCCAGGUCCAGUCGUCCAGAGUCUACUUCGUAGCUUGCACCAUAGGUAUGUUGGCCGCCACUGCCGCCUCCCUCUCUGGCUGA